Diutina rugosa is the source of this 1044-nucleotide messenger RNA. RefSeq lists its product as uncharacterized. Gene Ontology annotation, biological process: proteolysis. The record is from RefSeq and is a predicted model, not a curated record. NCBI's taxonomy places the organism in Eukaryota, Fungi, Ascomycota, Pichiomycetes, Serinales, Debaryomycetaceae. The transcript has a single exon. Bases 1 to 1044 code for a protein of 347 amino acids. Gene Ontology annotation, molecular function: aspartic-type endopeptidase activity.
AUGAUGUUGUUACUGCUUAUUGCGGUAGCGUCGGCGUUGGUGGUUCCUGCUGAACCCCUCGACAAGAGACACCCUGAGAGGAUCGUCACCGCCAAUGUCAAUAUUACCGACCAGUUUUAUUACCAUAUGCAAGUGAAGGUUGGCUCUCAAGGACACUCGUUUAACCCCAUCCCCGACACCGGUUCCCACGAGUCGUGGCUCCCCGAUCUCGACGGGUGGGCGUCCCAAUCGACAUCGCUCAAGAACCUUACCCUGCCAUUUACGGCAGGCUACGUUUCCUCCUCCUACAAUGGGUACUGGGUCACCGACACGGUCACUUUUACUGAUGGCGCCACUAACAAGUUCCAAUUUGGCGUCGUCGGAAAAGAAGGCGGCAACUUCCAAAACAACUUCAAAGAGGGUAUGCUCGGCCUUUCACGGUGGUCGGGAGGUGACCACGACACGUUCCCGUACCACUUGAAGAACACGGGGGUCAUCGAUCGCGGGGUGGCCUCGUUAUACUACUCCACCGAUAAGCAGAAGGGGAAGUUUAUUUUCGGUGGCUACGACCAAGCGAAGGUGGCGUCAGCCUGGAGUACUAACUCUCACCCGACGACGUUUAAAGUGCCCCUCAGAAACGUCACCACCAACGGCGUAACCCAUUACCCUGACUUUGGCGACUUCCCCAUCGUUGUGGAUACUGGUGCUGGCUAUUCGUGGAUUCCUAAGGCGAUCCUCGACCCGAUUGCGCAGUUGUACAAUAACCCUAAACAGUCAGGAACCAUCUGGACGGUGAGUUGUGACAUUCCUGACACCCUGUUCCAGCUUGGGUUUGGUAAUUUGGUCUUGGAUAUCCCGCUUAAGGACUUUGUCAGGCCUCACAAGGUAGGGGACACUGUGUGUUCCUUGGGUGCUGUUGCCUCUGACAGAUCCAAAAGUAACAUCACUCUCAUUGGCGGGGCAAUUCUCAACCAGGUGGUGACGCUUUUCGAUUACGAUAACGGCGUGAUCUCAGUGGCUAACUAUAAGGAAACCGAUGAAGAAAACAUCGUUAAACCAGAAUAA